AUGGCGGACGAAGCCAAGCCUGAGGUGAACAAGAUCAAUGUCCGGGUGAAGAACCAGGGCGGGGAGGAGAUCCACUUCGCCCUCAAAUCGACGACGAAGCUCUCGAAAAUGAUGCAGGCCUAUGCUGACCGGCAGGGGCAGCCGGUCGACUCAUUUCGCUUCGUGUUUGACGGCGAGCGCCUCAAUCCCGAUCACACAGUUGAUGAUGCAGGAUUAGAGGACCAGGACAGCAUCGACGCCUUCCAGGAGCAGGUCGGCGGCCACGCUGACAAAGAGCGCGCUGCUCCGAGCUUCGGAAAGUAG
This is a messenger RNA of Emiliania huxleyi CCMP1516, 303 nucleotides long. RefSeq lists its product as hypothetical. Gene Ontology annotation, cellular component: nucleus. The transcript has a single exon. Lineage: Eukaryota; Haptophyta; Isochrysidales; Noelaerhabdaceae. Gene Ontology annotation, molecular function: ubiquitin-like protein ligase binding; protein tag activity. The coding region runs from base 1 to 303 and encodes 100 amino acids. Gene Ontology annotation, biological process: protein sumoylation. The record is from RefSeq and is a predicted model, not a curated record.